GUCGCGGUCAAGGUCAUCGACAAGAAGCGCGCCAAGACCGACAACUACGUGCGCAAAAACCUGCGCAGAGAGGGACGUCUGCUACAGCUGGUGCGUCACCCUAACGUGGUGGCGCUGUAUGAGGUCAUGGAGACUGACAACUCCUACUAUCUGGUCACUGAGCUAUGCAGGGGUGGCGAUCUUAUGGACUACAUCACAGCGCGGAAAAGGCUGACUGAACCAGAGGUGACCAAAUUCAUACGCCAGAUCGUCUCAGCCGUGGACUACUUGCACAGACUGGGCAUCAUUCACAGAUUUCGGACUAAGCAACUUCAUCAAGGUGUCCACGAGCCCCGAGGGCACGCGCGCCCAGGAGUUCUGUGUGACUCAGUGUGGCAGCCCCGCCUACGCCGCUCCUGAACUGCUCAACCACGACAAGUACGGGCUGCAAGUGGAUCUCUGGAGCAUAGUGUCGAGAUCUCCUGAGGAAGUUCCUGACCCCUGACCCGGCGCGGAGAGUGACCAUAGCGGAGGCCUUGGCUCACCCCUGGCUCACACAAGGGAGGUCAUUAAGUUUGUCACCUGCAACACGCCCAGUCCAGCCUGCGCCACCUACCAUCUCUAUCUCCUCCGCCUGGGGAAGUACAAGGAAGAACUGCGAGCUUCCGGUCAGUUGCCAGCCGCUGUGGCGUGUCGAUCAGAGAACAGCAAGAUCACCCUACACCUACAGGAGAUGCGGUCCAAAGGGCAGAGAGCUGACGUCACUGGGCGUGGCCCGACGAUGACCACGCCCACACCACGCCCCCAGGCCCGGGGCUCAGGCUCCGCCCACACGGACACCCCGGACUGUCUGCCGGGGGGCAAGGGGGAGUCGGAAGAUCUGAACGACAGGAAGGAGAACCGAAAUCCUCUGCUGAAGACAGAGACGCUGAACAGUGGCGGUUCCCCCAGCCAGUCCUCGGCCACCACACGUCCAGACAGCAAGGCCGGACACAACUCUAGUGCUCUGCCCCUCCGGCACUUCCAGCGGCGCCUCCUGCAGGAACCCUUCACCAAGGGCAACACCUCCAUAGGGGUCACCACAACGGCCGUGACCUCUAUAGGUUUGACCUCUAUAGGCUUGACCUCUGUCGGCGUGACCCCUAGAGGUGUGGGUAGUCCUCGAUCUGGUGACCACACGGAGAGACAGACUCAUAGGACGGUUGUGGAUAAAGGAGGGGAGAAGGGGGGAGACAGGGGGGAGAGGGGGGACAGGGGAGAUAGGGAGCAGCUUCGAUUGGUUCGUCUGGAAGAUAAACUAUCUCUGGAAUCUUCCCACAGGCGGGCGGCCGCACCACGUGACCGCCGGGGUAGGGGGCACUACGAAGUGGUGGGUCUCCCGGGUUCGGAUCUGGACAGCAGUAAGGCGUCCGUGGAGACCUCAGACCGUGUCCGGCUGAAGAGCUACAAGGAACUACAACAAACGCCGCUACACACGCCGCGAUACGGAGGCGAUAACAACAACAACAACAACAAUAACAAUAUCGACGAGGAGCCCGUGACGUCACAAAAUGGCGGCGGGUCACACACGGCGCGGGGAGGUCAUCAACACGGACCUCCAUCAACGCACGCCACUCGACUCCUUGCCCGACGAGGCGUGGUCAGAUCCAUGGACGGCUCUAUACUGACCCCCGCUGCCACUGUCGGCGGUUCAUCACAGGACAACAAAACUCACAACGCGCACCUGGCCGAGGUGACUCACGCUCACAAACAGCUAAACAAGAAGGCGCAGGUGCAGGUGCAGAUGCAGGUGCAGGUGGUGAGUCCCCGGGGGAAAGGAGCAGGGGGCGUUGUGGUGGUGCCCCCUAAACAAUACGUGCCAUUCCGCGGAGUAGGAGACAGACAGACGCCGCGCGGGGCGGGAGGCGAUGUCCCUCUCCAGACCGGCGUCGGCGUCGGCAGAGCUCAGCACAAGGCGGCCCCCAACAACAACAGCAACAACAACAACAACAACAACAACAACACGACCACCACUGAGUCUAUGUCGCUACACGGCAAGAACAUGUUCGCUAACAACAACACAUCGGUCAUAGAGGAGGGUAUGACCCCGGCCAAGCGACCCGUCUCCCCUCACAGACCCGUGGCUGUCAGACGCCGCCUGGCCAAACGUCACCGCAUAGGGGACAUCACCCCGCCCGGAAGUUACGUCAUACAGGAUGUAGACCAGCACGUGACCACGGAGUUGAUCAAGGGCGACCACCCUGUUGCAGAGCAGGAGAAGACGAUGGUCCACACGAUACCGCUGCCCUCUAUCUCUCCCACACACUCGCAGAAGUAAUCCCAACGACGCGUCCUUCUAGAUAGAAUAUCAAUAUAUCUUUUAUUUACUUUGAACGACGAGAAGAACAUUAACCCUAUCAUGCCGAGCAGACGCAAGCAAGACAGGCACACAGACAAACUGUCAGACCUACAGAGAGGAAGAAAAGUUGUAAAACCUGUCAAUGAUGUUUUAAAACCACCUUUUAGGUGAGAGGGGCACUUUCAUUUAAAACCACCUUUUAGGGGAGGGGGGCAGUUUCAUUUAUAGUCAGCGCCCUCGUUUAUCGCCAAGAGGCGAACAUUUUCAUUUUCGUACAUCCAUCCUACAUAUUAUGUUUGUUUUCCAAACGGGGCAUAAAAAAAUAUUUCCUGGGGGAUCCCCACUACCUACUACAAUUUAAAUAUCGCCCAGACUGGCAAGUAAGGUUCUAGACUAGAGUGUGAUAUCAGGCAGAUUUACAGCUACAGUUAAUGUUUUUAAGGACAAAUGGAUUAACAUAGAUUUCGGGGGUUUCCAGAAAUCUUGACCAGCACCAAAAGUGGAUAUUGCCCUACCUAUAGGAGAAG
Messenger RNA from Aplysia californica (California sea hare), 2844 nucleotides. Its product is annotated as serine/threonine-protein kinase MARK2. Gene Ontology annotation, cellular component: cytoplasm. Lineage: Eukaryota; Metazoa; Mollusca; Gastropoda; Aplysiida; Aplysiidae. Gene Ontology annotation, biological process: intracellular signal transduction; protein phosphorylation. The record is from RefSeq and is a predicted model, not a curated record. Gene Ontology annotation, molecular function: ATP binding; protein serine/threonine kinase activity.